This is a messenger RNA of Pezoporus flaviventris, 1282 nucleotides long. RefSeq names its product mitochondrial carrier 1 (gene MTCH1). The record is from RefSeq and is a predicted model, not a curated record. Gene Ontology annotation, cellular component: mitochondrion; membrane. Gene Ontology annotation, biological process: positive regulation of apoptotic process. NCBI's taxonomy places the organism in Eukaryota, Metazoa, Chordata, Aves, Psittaciformes, Psittacidae. The coding region runs from base 19 to 1143 and encodes 374 amino acids. The transcript has 11 exons.
CGCAGUGGCGGCGGGGCCAUGGCGGCGGUGGCAUCGCCGCUGCCCCCGGCGGCGCCGGCGCCCCCUGGCGGUGCCGCGGGGCCCCCCGAGGGGAGCGAGGCGCUGCUGGUGGCGCUGGGCGCGGGGCUCGCCGCCGCCAGCCACCCCCUGCUCUACGUGAAGCUGCUCGUGCAGGUCGGGCAUGAGCCACUACCUCCAACCAUUGGAAGAAACGUGCUGGGAAGGAAAGUCCUUUACCUGCCCGGCUUCUUCACCUAUGCCAGACACAUUGUGGAAGUGGAUGGGAAGAGAGGCCUCUUCCGUGGUCUUACUCCUCGCCUCAUCUCAAGCACUUUAUCAACCAUCACCAGGGGGAGUGUGAAGAAGGCCUGUCCACUGGAAGACAUGGAGCACGUUUCUAACAAGGAUGAUGUGAAGACCUCCCUUAGGAAAGUGGUGAAAGAGACCUCCCAUGAGAUGAUGAUGCAGUGCAUGUCCCGUGUUGUCUCGCAUCCGUUGCACGUGAUCUCUAUGCGCUGCAUGGUUCAGUUCAUAGGCCGGGAAGUCAAGUACAGUGGUGUGUUCAGUGCCAUUGGCAGGAUACUUAAGGAAGAAGGGAUCCUGGGAUUCUUUGUGGGUUUAGUUCCUCACAUCCUGGGGGACGUCAUCUUCCUCUGGUGCUGCAACCUGCUGGCUCACUUCAUCAACACCUACGCUGUGGAUGAUAACUUCAGCCAGGCAUCGGUGAUCCGGAGCUACACCAAGUUCGUGAUAGGGAUUGCUGUGAGCAUGCUGACGUACCCAUUCCUUCUCGUGGGAGAUCUCAUGGCAGUGAACAACUGUGGGUUGCUUAUAAUUUUAGAUCAGAGGAUACAGCCAAGAGCAGCACAAAAGCUCAAGUGGAGCGAAACGGGGAGUUGUGGUGGUGUGGCCCAGUCUGAAGUAGACUGGAGGCAGGAGGGAUCAAAGGGAUUGUGCUGGGGAGCAGCACGAGGGAAAGCAAAGCUGCACACAGCAAUGGGUGCAGACAGGGGCACGACCAAGCUGGCUUUCUCAGUCCCAUUGCUACAAGACAUGUUCUGCAUUCAUGCUUGUGGGAAAGAGACUGGAUCCAAGGUGCUGGUGUGGUGUUUUCCAAGUAUCUGCCGGCUCUUGAAGGUGUAGAUACAGUGCAUAGUCCUGGAUUAAUGCGUGCAGGUAACACUCCAGGGGUAAUUAAAUCACAUGAUCUGUUGCAUUGUAAAUAAUGAGCCGGUCGUUUGGCCUUCAGCCCAGUGCAGACACUGUUCUGUGUCCUCACUUA